Molecule: messenger RNA, 1558 nt
Organism: Chaetomium strumarium
Lineage: Eukaryota; Fungi; Ascomycota; Sordariomycetes; Sordariales; Chaetomiaceae
Exons: 1
Coding region: 390-1193 (267 amino acids)
Biological process (GO): protein deubiquitination; ubiquitin-dependent protein catabolic process
Cellular component (GO): cytoplasm
Molecular function (GO): cysteine-type deubiquitinase activity
Source: RefSeq, a predicted model, not a curated record
CUUUUCCUUUCCGGUUCUCUUUACCCCUUCCCCUCUGCCCCAUUCAGUUGUUUUCGUUUUGCCGAAUCGGGGAAUUGCCAACGUGUGCCGACUUAAUCAUGACCCUAACCCUAUAUUUGCUAUUCCGUAGCAACCAGAUGGCAACCCUCGGCCAUCGAUGAAGUCAUUGCCCCGCGGCAGCAAGUGGCAGCCGCCCCUCCAUUCCUCUGGCCUCGUUAACACGACGCAACCAGUCCACCAGGUUCGAAAGGCCUAAUAACCGCCAAGUCCCAGCCGACAAGCCCACAUCACUGCUCAACCACAGCAAACCUUUUUACCUACCGCGCAGCUACCUGCUUCGCACUGUAACCGGCCGACGCAGACCGAAAACACGAGAGAAACCUACCAAGAUGUCCACAAGCAACGACCCGGUAUCACUACCGGCAGCAACCACGACCACAAGCACAUCCUCCACCUCGACCUCCGCCGACCCCCCGUCCACAGCACGAGCCUUCAUCCCGCUCGAAGCCAACCCGGUCCUGCUGACCGACCUCCUCCACCAACUGGGCCUUUCCCCAGCGCUGGCCAUGCACGACGUAUACUCGCUGACCGACCCGACCCUGCUGUCCUUCAUCCCGCGCCCCGCGCUGGCCCUACUCCUGGUCUUCCCCGUCUCGGCCGCAUAUGAAUCACACCGUCUUGCCGAGGACUCGCUGCAGUCCGAAUACUCCGGGCGCGGGGACCGGGAGCCCGUGGUGUGGUACCGGCAGACGGUGCGCAACGCGUGCGGGAUGAUCGGGCUCUUGCAUGCCGCGAGCAACGGGCCGGCGAGGGAUUUUGUGCAGGGGGGGUCGUUGCUGGAGAGGUUGAUCCGGAGUGCGGAGCCGUUGGCUCCUGUCGCGAGGGCGCGGCUUAUCGAGACCAACGAGGAGCUGGCCAGCGCGCAUAAGAGCGUCGCCACGCAGGGGGACACCACCGCGCCGGAUGCGCAGGACGAUGUGGAUCUGCAUUAUGUGUGCUUUGUCAAAGGGAAGGAUGGGGCGUUGUGGGAGAUGGAUGGGCGGCGGAAGGGCCCGUUGAGGAGGGGGGAGCUCGAGGACUCGGAGGAUGUGCUGAGCGAGAAGGCGUUGGCGUUAGGGCCGCUAAAGUUCUUGGAGCGCGAGGCGGCGGAUCUGAGGUUUAGCUGUGUUGCGUUGGCGGGGAGCCUGGAGUAGGCCGGAUUCGAACGUCAUGGACGGGUGAUCAUCACCUAUAUAAGGAUGGCUUGAGCUGUACCGGACUGGAUGGUGCGCGUACAUUCGCCUAAUAAGGUGAGCAUAGCAAUUGAAGAGCCAUCUUGAGUGGCUGUAAAAAUACGAGAUUUGGUGAUGUGCAAUCCAACUCGUGGAUUUGAUCAGUACAGUACAACAUGUCGACCUGUUCCCAUUAAACUUGGGACAGUGUAGUGGGUGGGCAAGUGUCCAGAACUAGCCGUUCCAGGGCCACUCACUUGAGAUAGCUCACAUUAUCGAGGUAUCAGAGCCGUAUAUCUUUGGCUCAUCCAUACCCCGUUAUCCUCCUCGCUUCCUUAUGACCGCCC